CGACGAUCGAGUGCGAGCUGAAUUCAGACAGACCGCCGCCGCAAAGCCAAGCAGGACACGCAAGCACUCAGCCAUGGAGGGAUCCGCAGCAGAUGGGCCGCUCCGCACGCGCGUAUGCAUCAUCGGGAGCGGCCCCGCCGCGCACACGGCGGCCAUGUACGCGGCCCGCGCGGACCUCAAGCCCGUGCUGUUCGAGGGCUGGAUGGCCAACGGCGUGGCCGCGGGCGGGCAGCUCACCACCACCACCGUCGUGGAGAACUUCCCGGGCUUCCCCGCGGGCAUCAUGGGCCGCGACCUCAUGAAGCGCUGCCGCGACCAGUCGCAGCGCUUCGGCACCCGCAUCCUCACCGAGACCGUCACCGCCGUCGACCUCUCGGCCCGGCCCUUCCGUGUCGUCGCCUCCGACAAGUCCACGACCGUGCUCGCCGACGCCGUCAUCGUGGCCACAGGAGCCGUCGCCCGGCGCCUCGACUUCCCCGGGUCCGACACGUACUGGAACCACGGCAUCUCCGCCUGCGCCGUGUGCGACGGCCCGGCCCCGAUAUUCCGCGACAGGCCGCUCGCCGUCGUGGGCGGCGGCGACUCCGCCAUGGAGGAGUCCAGCUUCCUGACCAAGUACGGCUCCCGCGUCUACAUCGUCCACCGCCGGAGCACGUUCCGGGCUUCCAAGAUCAUGCAGGACAUGGUGCUCAAGAACCCCAAGAUCCAGGUCGUCUGGAACUCGGUGGUUGUCGGGGCCUUCGGCGGCGCGGACGGGGACGGUGGCCGGCCGUUGUUGGCUGGCGUCAAGGUCGAGAACCUGGUGAGUGGCGAGGUCAAGGAUCUCCAGGUGGCUGGCCUCUUCUUCGCCAUCGGGCACACGCCGGCGACGGAGUUCCUCGGUGGGCAGCUCCAGCUGGACUCGCCUUCUGGAUACGUGGUGACCAAGCCGGACUCCACCCACACUAGCGUGAAGGGGGUCUUCGCUGCUGGCGACGUGCAGGACAAGAAGUAUCGCCAGGCCAUUACUGCCGCCGGAUCUGGGUGCAUGGCCGCUUUGGAUGUUGAGCACUAUCUGCAGGAGGUCGCGGUCGUCGGUGCACAGGAGGGCAAGUCUGUUCAGCCGUUGACGAUGCUGGAAUAAGCCGCAGGCUUAGGGCUAGUUUGGUGGAUCGGGAAAUGGAGGGAAUCUAUGGGAGAGAGAUUCUCUUAAUAUUUAUUUAAUUUUGAAUAAUAAGGGAUCCGUUCCUAUGGAUCCUAUCCAUUUUCAUAUCCAACAAACCAGUCAUUAGGAGUGGCACGCCAUGGGUUGUCAUGAUGAUUGGAAAUAAAAAAUAGAAUAAUCACGCACGC
Zea mays is the source of this 1332-nucleotide messenger RNA. RefSeq names its product thioredoxin reductase. Gene Ontology annotation, molecular function: thioredoxin-disulfide reductase (NADPH) activity. The transcript is spliced from 2 exons. NCBI's taxonomy places the organism in Eukaryota, Viridiplantae, Streptophyta, Magnoliopsida, Poales, Poaceae. Gene Ontology annotation, biological process: removal of superoxide radicals. The coding region runs from base 74 to 1123 and encodes 349 amino acids. The record is from RefSeq and is marked provisional. Gene Ontology annotation, cellular component: cytoplasm.